CUUUAUUCCUCAGCUUUGGUGUUUGUUCAAGAAGAUGUUAUUGCACUGAUCGAGGGAAGCCAUAUUAAUACGUCUGACACUUGUGCACUGUCUGCAGUAGCUGGUAUUCCUAUUAUCAGCCUCAGUAGAGACACCAGGCCAAUCAAUAAAUGUAAAAAAUCAGUCCAGGUGCAUCCAGGAUACAAGACUUACGCUCAUGCUUCUCUAGACAUCUUAAACACAUUUCAGUGGAAAAGGAUAGCAUUACUUUACGACGGUAAAACUAAUCUUAACGAUUUCAAGGUGUAAUAUUUGCCUAAUUAUUAUCCUGCAUUUUAAUUGAUGUAAAUUUUGAGUCAUUUUGUAUCAUUUUAUCUUUUCAGCGGAUCUCUUGCAUGAAGCUGGAUACUUCUACUCUAUCUCCCAGGGAUCUGAGCUCGCCGUGACUUUUGUUCCGAUUCCUAAGCAGAAUGAACUGGAAGACAAAGCCCACACAAUAUAUACGGCCAUGAAGCUAAUAGAAAAGCUCGAACUGGACGUUAUUUUACUUUAUACUCAAAAAGAAAAUUUGGAACUGUUUUUGAAACAGGUGAGUGCCCCUCCUCCUAACUCCUGUUCUUGUCAUUCUUCUUCUUGACUCCGAUAAGGUACAAAUUUUUUUGAAAUGCUCGUGACUGUAACUAAAAAUACCUUAAAAACAUUACACUAAAAUUAAUACGAGCAACAAUAAUUGAUUCCAGAGACAUUUGGGAUUUAAAGUGUUUUUAUGGUUACUGGUCAAGUGACCCUCAAAACGUCAACGUUUGUAACCUGAAACUGUGAAGAAUGUAGUGCACAAAUAUGUAAAAACUUGUCUAAUAAGAGUUCCAAAAUUUCAUUUGUGUGACGUAAUCACUGAUGACGUCAAAAAAAGGCCCGUUAAGUCAUGUGCAAUACUGGUUCACACGAACAAGAAUUUGAAACAACUUAAGACUCAAUAUUUUCUAUAGUUGAAGAGAUAUUGUGAAAGGUUUGCACCCAUGAGUCAUUUCUUAGGGCCUGUUUACAAGGAUAGAGGGUUACCCUUGUGCGAUGUAGGGUUACCCUAGCAAGUGGGUUAAAGUUAGCUCUAGUUUACAACCAAAUUUCACAGGUAGGGUUACCCUAUCACCCGAGUCAACUUUACCAGCUUUGCUGACGUGUUUUGUCAAGCGUGACAGUCUUUGUAACGGUCCAAAAUUUGAAAUAAUCUUGAAGUUCUCGAUGGAAAACACGUUAUUUUCACAAAAAAAGGGAAAAUACUAUCAUCGUGGAGAGAAAAUAACUUUAUAUUUUUCAGCUGUUUAUAAUUUAGCUCAGAAAUUGAAUAAUACCGUUCAAAUUGGCACGAUUACUGGUCACGCAUGACAGCGGAAAGUUGACCCGGGUAGGCGAGUUAUCCUUAACUGAGCGUUUACAAGACAGGUUAAGGGUUACCCUAGCGGUAGGUAACCUUAGCACUCAGGUAGGUAGAGUUACCCUAGCGCUAGGGUAACUCUACCUGCCUUGUAAACACGUCGUGUGAAAAAAGAAGAAAUAUGCGAGUGCUAGGUAACCCUAACCUAAGUGCUAGGGUUACCCCAGUAAGACCCUCCCUCCUUGUAAACAGGGCCCUAAGUAGGUUGAGUAUAAUCGUCUAGGUAAACAAAAUCCUGUUGUUGACAGUAGAGAGCUUUACAUUCUAACACGAGUACGACUACGAGUACGAGAUUUUCUUAAUAGUAAGUUUAGUGCUCGCGCGUGAACCAGCGUCAUUUUGGCGGGAAAACGUGGUAGCCGUCGUCAUUCUAUUAUGAGUUUUAGCGAGAAUGUCGAAGUGGCGGAAACAAGUUAUCAAAUGUUAGAAGUUUGAUCAUUUUGCGAUCGGGAGUGGGUGUAACCUCCUUCACCAAAGGUAACAGUGGUAACUUUUCUAUUGAAGAAUGAUAAAAUGAAGCUUUCAGGGGAGUCUAUAUUUUGAGAAUACGCGAAAAAAGAUUUAAGUCAAAUCUCGUUCUCCUAGUCGUCCUCGUCGGCUAAUCUAAAGGUCUCUAGUGACUGACGUUUCGACAACCUGUGUGGUAGUCAUCGUGACCGAUUUUUAGCACUUUUUUUUUCAAGCCUGAUUUAUUCAUUUUCAUUAUUAAUGAAGAAACUUUGUUUUCUGUAGGAAAGAUGUGGAAAAGUGAAGGGCUACAAAUGGAUAAUUGAAGGACAGGUUUGCUUAUGGCCUUAACAGCUAGCAAAUUUUAGUAAGACCAAGAAUAAACAAAGCCAUGUAGUGACUAAUUCUCUGUCUUCAUCAAAUAUUUCAUACGUGUAAAAUGUCGUUGUUAAUGGCUGCUUCUGGGCUUUUUAAUCGCAAAAUCAUCUGUCCAGUUGAUAAAGUCCUUUAAAGCUGGAAAAUAUGAUUUAGCCAAAAAUAUACAUUUUGAGCAACUUAACGUCUAGAGAAUGCUGUAUUCAUCGCUUCUUUUCUUUCUGUUCUUCUGGAAAAUAAUAAAUGGAUAAUCCUACUAGGGUCUACCCGGUCAAUGAUAUGAAUAAUAAGUCACCCUUUUUAUAGGUACCAGGAAGCCUAAAAAGUCGACCCAUGCAUGUGGUUUUGGCUUUCAAGCUUCCAUAUAACAGGAAACUGGCUCCCGAGGAACUCAGGGAAAAAGAAAGGGGAAUCAGUGCUAACUAUUCUCGAAAGGUAAUGUGUAGAUUUAGCCAAGGCCAAAAGCGAAGCUCUCUGAGAAACUUUUUAGAAAUGAUGGUCUUCCUGAAAAAGUUGUUUGAACCUACGAUCUCUUGAAUACCACAACUACAAGGCAAAGAACUAACACACGUCACCUCAAUCAGUUGUACACCAGGCCCCGGUUGAACAAACGUUAGAUAGCACUAUCCAGCCGAUAAGUAGUUAAAGAAACCAAUUGCGUUAUCCACUGGACAAAGUGGAUAACUCAAUUUCUCGCAUGGCCGAUUAACUUUUGCUGUUCCUGAGUGGCUUUGCUCUCAUUUUUUUUUUUUUUCGCAAUUAUUUCCUUUAAAUUACUUUACUCCUUCUUUAGUAUCAAGAGCACAAUAAAGAUUGUUGUUUGUUGUUGUAGUUGUUGUUGUAACCGACUUCGUGCACUGAUAUAUUCCAUACAGGAACUUGUUGCUAUUGCCUACGAUGCAGUGCAGAUAAUCAAGCAGUCCCAGAAUAUAGAGCCAUGUGUAUCAAUAAACGGCUCGGCCGUUACUUCCGAAGAUCGAGAUGCAUUGUUUUCGUGUAUGACGAAGGUAAAGUUAAACCAGUUGUUUUGGGCAAGUGCAGACCGAAAAAUAGUAGUCCGAGUGUUUCAAUAUGUACUGAUUUUCCUUCCUUUUCCUUAUUUUUUUUUUUCUUCCAUCAUAACGUGUUCAUGAAUAAAUUAUGCAGGAAAACCGAAAUUGAGCAAAAUCCUUAGUAUGAAAAGCUUUUGAUGCUAUAUUAAUAAAAAAAAAUCUCAUGUGCAUUCGACAGGUAAACUUUGACGGUAUAACAGGAUCUGUCAGAUUUAACGAGGAUGGAGAAAGAGCAGCAGUGCAGCUGGAAAUUUUGAAUCUGAGAAACGAUUCCUUUCAGCAAGUAAGUACCAUGAAGUGGUCAACCAAUUCCUUUCAGGCAAGGAUUGAAAUAAAGCUCGGAUAUCCGCUCAAAUAAACGGUGCAGGAAGAGUUAAAACCUCUUAAUGGUAACAAUUCAAAUUGGUGUUACCUAAAAUGGUCCAAAAUUAAGAAAAUGUUUAACAGCAGUUAAGAAAAAAACUGCAAAUAAAUCAUGUAUCCAAGCAUGAAUAUUCAUUGUUGUUGUUAUUAUUAUUAUUAUUAUUAUUAUUAUUAUUAUUAUUAUUAUCAUCAUCAUUAUUAUUAUUAUCAUUAGAGCAACGCAUUACAUCUUUUGUUGUAGAAAUAGGAAUUGGGAUAGCCCAGACUUAAUGAAAUUUUGAUUUCUUUUCUUUUCUUUUCUUUUCUUUUUUCUUUCUUUCUUUUUUUUUUAAUUAAUCCAAUCUCAAGCAGCAAUUGUAAAUCGCAUAUACGACGCGAGAUUUACAACUGUAUAUUCAAAAAAGUUGAUUUCCAAGUCUUUGUAAUUGUUAAGCUUUUCUGUGGUUUUGACUGAGGUGUUGGUCUCGAAGGGUUUAUCCUUCUUGUUGUUAAGCACAAUGUCCGGCCUUUUAGCUGCUAUGGUCCUAUCAGUGUGGAUGGGCAUGUCCCACAGAAUAGUGACGCUGUCAUUCUCAGUGACAGUCUUGGGUUCAUGCUCAUACCAUCGUUCCUUCACUUCAAUGCCAAACUCUUUGCAGAUCUUCCAGUGCAUGUGUGCAGCUGCCUUGUUGUGGCGGUGAAUAUAUUCAGUUUUAGCCAGUUCAGGGCAGCCAGAGACCAGGUGGUCAAUGGUCUCGUCGAAACGGCCACACAGUCUACAUUUUGGGUCCAAGUUAGGCUUCUUGAGGAUGUUGUGUUGGUACCAGCGUGUUGGGAGGCUUUGAUCCUGGGCUGCGAUUAUGAAGCCCUCGGUUUAGCCAUCUGUGGGUAUUGUCUUGGUCCAUGUCAGCCUGUUUCACCCAUUGUGGGUAUUUGCCGUGGAGCGCUUUUGAUUCCCACUUGGACCUAAGCUGUUGGCGACCCUGGUGUUUGGCCUUGGCCUUUGUUCUGCAGCUUAGGUGGUAUUCACCUCAUCCUCUGCAGGUGGUACUGCCAAUUCCCGAAUAAAUUUCAUUGACUGUCUGCUGAUGGAGUACAAGGACUUCCGGUCGUCAUGGCCUUUUGACAAAGUGGAGAAGGGAAUCCUGCGUCUCCUGGAAGUAUUUAUCAAGACCGAUAGUGGUUGACUCGUAGGAAAGCUCCAGUUGUAUGAAGCCUCCACCUCCUUCAUUUCUGGGCAGGUACAGCCUGUCCACGUCAGAUUUGGGGUGGUGCAUCUUGUACAUGUUCAGGAAGUUUCUAGUCUUUGUAUCAAGUUUGGCCAGCUCUUGUAACGUCCAGUUUAUGGUGUUAAAACUGUAAGUUACCACCGGUACUUUCAAGGUGUUGAUGGCUUCCAGUUUAUUUGCGGAGUUCAGCUCCGACUUGAGUACCAUCCGGAUCCUGCAGUAGUACUCUUUCCGGAUCUUCUCUUUCAUCUGAGAGUGCUGGACUCCGUCUCCCUCGCUGACUCCGAGGUACUUAUAGGUACCUUCCUGAUCUAAGUUCUGUAUGAUGGUGUUGACGUCGAGCUCGAUGUUACUGGAGUCGGCUAGUCGCCCUCUCUUGAAGGUGGCUUUGGCGCACUUGUCCUAUCCGAACUCCAUGCUUAUGUCGUCAAUGAAAGAUUUGAUGGUUCUCAACAUGUCCGUUAGUUCGUCGUCUUUUUUUGCGUGUAGGUCUUCUCUUCAUCCAUGUAGAAGAGGUGGCUGAUCUUUCCGUGGGAGGUGUUGUACCCAUAGCCACUCUUGUUCAGGAGGGAGCUUAGAGGAGCAAGAGCAAGACAAAAGACUAGAGGUGACAGAGAGUCUCACUGAUAGAUGCCACUUUUGGUUUUGAUAGGUCUGGAUGUCAUCAUGCCCUUGUCGUGGUUUAUUAUUAUUAUUAUUACUAUUAUUAAUGUUUUUAUUAUUAUUAUUAUUAUUAAUGUUUUUAUUAUUAUUAUUAUUAUUAUUAUUAUUAUUAUUAUUAUUAUUAUUUUAUGUGCCACAACAGAAACUAUAGGAGCUUAUGAGAGGUUAGGCAUCCUCGAACUACGGGCUAGAGAUGUUUAACAGCAAUUGAAGAAAAGAUAGCGAAAAGUCGAAGAUGGAAAGAGUUAUAAACUGUUCUCAUAUUUCCUUAAUAAUUAAAUCUUCGGCAGUUUUUUUUCUUAAAAAGUAAAAGGAAAAGAAACCCUCUAUAACAAUGUUUCAGGAGUGUUUUGGAAAAAGAUCACCGUUUUUUAUUUAAUUAUUUUUUUACUAUUAUGACUGUUUUAUGUUCGUGAUAUUCAUAUUGCAAUUUAUAGGAAAAGCUUCAUUUUGAGGUAUCAAUAUUUAUGUAGCUUUUUCAAAAUUCGUUUUCAACGAUUUAUUAUAAAUUAUUAUAAUUGUAAUUAUUAUCAUUAUUGUUUUAUUAUUGUCAUUGUCUCGUUCUAGUUUGUUUACUUUAUUUUUUGCUGUCAGAUAGGGACUUGGAAUUCAACUAAGAAAGCUGUGGUGUUUGAAAACAUAUGCCCUAAUAUGAAUGAGUCUAACAGAGGCAGAAGCAUUGAAGGAAAAUUUCUAAGAGUUGUUAUUUCAGAGGUACGCAUGAUGUAUUUGCGUAAGUGUUCCUCGAAUUUCUAAGCCUGUGCCAGGCUCUAAGAUAGUAGAUACGUUUAAAAUUCUAGCUUAAUGAUGAAGAUAAUUACUAGCUAAGAAUGGUUAUCAUUAUCGUCAUCACCAUUAUCAAGUCUCGAAACUCGCGCGUCACAAUUUGUGGUUUUCACUUCCUCGCAGUGAUCAGUUUUGAAUAAUCUUAUGACGGCACAACAUUAGGGGCCAAUUUAGAUACCGGCGUGACUUUGUAGAAGUAUUAUUACGGUACCUAUUUGCCUACCUUUUCGCCAAGUUAAGUGUCACAGUGGCAACAGCCUUAGACUUAAAAACGCGUUGCUGGCAAGAUUUUCUUGAACUUCGGAUAACUGUGGAACCAUGAUUUUGUUUUGCGAUUCCAAGUAGAUAUUCAAAAUCAUGGUAAAGGGUGUUUGAGGUAUUUUUUAAGGUACGUAGAGUUGCUGACACUUGGGAAAAAUUACCUACUAUUAAUCUAGCCGCAAUGAUCUUCGUGUUAAAAUUGGCGUCGUAGCUAUAGCUUUCAUUUCCUUUGUUAUACAUCACAGGAAGAGCCGUUUGUCUUCAGGAAAAGACAGGAUGAUGGACAGGAUGCAUAUGAAGGAUACUUCAUUGAUCUGCUAAACGAACUUGCAAAAACACUUCAUUUCACAUAUCAUAUCAAACGUUCCGCUGACGGGUUUUUCGGCGUUGAAACGAAUAACGGAUCUUGGAAUGGCUUGAUAGGAGAGAUACUCAACAAGGUUAGAAAAACAAAAUAGAAUCUUCAUACGAUUAAUAGACUUUAUAGUAGCAGUGAAAUCGGUAACGAAUCAUCCAGGUAAAAACAAACUAGCUAACUACAGUUUGCAAGAUUUUUGCUAAAUUUAAGAGGGAAGCUAUCACACGACCAUAUGUGACCACUGAGUUAAUAACGUCUCAGCUCAUUUCAUUUUCAGACGAAAAAUGUUUUUGCUGAACAAUUAAACUAACGUCGGCUAAUUUUAAACAAAAAAUAUUAAGUUUCUUCCAAAAACUAUUGUGGAAGAAAGAAGGGUUGCUAUUCUUAAUAAGUAUACCUUUUUUCUCAAUAGCAUGCAGAUGUUACCGGAGUUCUGACCUUAACUGAAAGCCGUGAAAAGGUGGUUGACUUCACUGUUCCCUUGAUGUAUUACACUGAAGACAUGCUCCUCAAAAAAACAUCGUUCAACAAUGGAUCAAUUGAUUUUCUGCAGUUUUUGAAUCCUUUUCACAACGACGUUUGGUUUGCAACUUUAGCUACUAUGGUAGUUAUUUCCGUUUCAAUAUUUGUGAUAAACUACUUUAGUCCAUACGGUAACAAAGAUGCGAAUGGUCGGGGGACCUCUGAAGAGUUUAGUUUCUUCAACAGCGUCUGGUUUGCAGUGGCUUGCAUGCUGCAGCAAGGGUCUGAGAGCCAGCCUCGAAGCUUGUCAGGUACAGAGUUAAGGGGAGGUUUCAUCGCAUUGAUUUUUAGAGUAUUUACAUUUCUGUUUAGUCACUUUUUUUGCACACCAAUUUGUUAAAACUCGUUUGUAUCAUGAGACUAGCUGUCAAUUAACAAGAUGAUUGAUUGAACGUAUCCGAUAUCGCUAGAGAUAAUUAUCAAGUUUGCCUUAAUUAAGUUUUUAACAUUCUUUUCUUGCACAAGGUCGUAUUCUUGCUGGGUGUUAUUGGUUUUGCAUUCUUGUCUGGGUUUCGACGUACACCGCAAAUCUCGCAGCUUUUUUAACUGUAAAAAAUGCUGCGACACCCAUUAAUAACCUGGACGACUUGCUAGCUUCUUCUUAUAAAGUUACCACAUUACAAGCAGGAGCUGUUCAUGAGUUUUUCGAGACAAGCAAUUUUGAAACUCACAGAAGGAUUUGGCACAGAAUUCAAGCUAGCAACUCUUUGACUCAGAACACAAGUGAAGCUGUUCAGUUAAUCCGUGGCGGAAAGGAUGACUAUGUAUUUAUUUAUGAUGGGCCAACCGUUCGACAUAUUGCCAACAAGCCACCCUGCGAUCUAAUAACAGGUUAGCGUAGAAGAUCAACUGACAUUUUAAAACGCUGAAACAUUAUUUAUGUACUAAUUUCAGACAGUACUGAUUCAUUUUUACUUUAAGAAUAUCAGCUCGUCUUCGUACGCACACUGAUAUGUUGAAUUAAGUGUUUAAUUUAUAUUAUUAUUCAUUCAAAACAUUUCCCUAAUUCUGAUUGGCUAAAAGCACACGCAUAAUUCACCAUAACCAGUUACUAAUGACCAAAUUUGGAAGAAUUUUGGGUUUAACGAGGAAAUGACGUCAAAAAUGCAGCCCGCUACAGAUUAAGGCACCGUUACCGAGAAGACCUGGGGACGAGGUUGAGUUGUUUUGGUUGUGGAAAAAAAAAUGGCGGACAUUUCACUCGUUUCAAGAGUAAGAACUACAGUUGGAACUAAGCGAAAUAAUAGAUAAAAAUACGGCAAAAACAGCAAGAAAACAACUCGGAAGGCGAAAUCUGCUAUUUGGAGAAUAUUUGCAGAGCUGGACAAACCUAAACGUACACUAUCGAAGAUGAACUCAAUAUCGAUGCAGGUAAGCAUGUUUUAGCUAUGUUUUUAAACUAGGAAUUGUUUUGAAUGAAUUAUAAAGCAAUUAAUGAAUUCGGCUUUCGUAGGAUAAAAAGAAUUAAGCAGAUCUUGGAGGGUGUUAUUCACCUCGGCCUUCGGCCUCGAUGGAUAACACCCUCUUCGAUCUGCUUAAUUCUUCAUAUCCUACAGCCUCAUUCAUUAAUUGAAAGUUAAUUAUAACUAUUUUCUUUUCAGUAACUUAACUUAUAAGCUUUUGUGGGAAUAAGAAAGUUAUAAAUGUUAACCAAAAAGCAGCAGAAUAAAAAAUGGCAUAUAUUGUUACCUCGCUAACAAAAAAAAAGUGAAAAGAUGUCCUUCUUCUCCAUUUCAGGGAUGAUAAAUCAAAAUUUUCAUAUAAAAUCAAAAUGAGGCGGAUUCUUAUGUUGUCGCUGCUCGUCUCAGCCACAAAGCCGUAAAAAAAACUUUUCAAAGGUUAUUCAGUUUUGCUAUAAUUUAGUCAUACAUGCAACCCGCGUAACUGUAGGAUGCCACAUGAGAAGAUAAAGUUUGCAGCAGUUUACUCUGGAUUUUGAUACGCAAAACAGAGAAUCGUAUCAUUUAUUAGAAAAAAAUAAAGUAGAAAGAGGGCGCAACUUAACAAAAAAAGGUUAAUGUAGAUGAACAUUUUCAGAAAAUAACGCAUAAAAGAUUUAAAAUCACCAAUUUUCCAGUUGCACGCCAGUGACAGCCAAAAAUGCCAGUACGGUACUUUAAGUACAAAUUUACUUACCUCAAGUAGAAUAAGAGUAAAUUGCCUUAAAAGGAUAAUUUGAAUUAUUGAAUUUUUAGUUACUUUUCUUUUUAUGUGAUGCAAAAGUGCAUGGCAUAAAUGAAAUGAUAACGAAAACUCGGAUCAUUUUACGUCUCUGUGAAACUGCCCACCUACCCCUCCCCUAAACCAACGUUAACCCUUAGUUCUUAUUUAGGGCAAAAUGUUGGCUUAGGGAAGGGGUAGGUGAGCAGUUUCACAGAAACGUAAAAUGAUCCGAAAACUCUUCUCAGUGCCAGGUUUAAGCAACGCCAAAGGACUUGGUCUCGCUUUCCAAGCGAAUGAUCCAUAUGUAACAGAUUUUACACUGGCCAUUUUGCGCUUACAAGAAAAUGGUUUCCUAGAAAACCUGAAACGUAAGUGGUGGGAGUCUUCCACUGGAUGUGCUAAAGAAAAAGACACAGGUAAGAAUAUUGAAGACAUGAGCUUUCCUCAGUAGAAUUUUCAGUCUCUUUGAUACGUUAAAAAAAAAAAAAAACUGUAAAGGCCUCAAAGGAAACUUACGGAACUCUUGGAUUCGUCAAAUUUUAGGAUUGGUUCAAGACCAGCCUUGUCUGUACAGAUUGCGGCCAGCAGUUGCACAAAAGAGGCUAUUAAAAGCUGGUUGUUGAAAUUCGCCCAUUUCAAAAAUUUAGGGCCUACAAAGGAUAGUAAUGAUUUCGCCCUGUUGCGGAAAGGAUCUGUCAGCAGUACAAAGUCUGUAAUACUUAGUUCUGAAAUUUGUAAAAACAACCUGGAACUAAGAAAAAUUAGCUUCACCGCGGAAGAGAUUGCUCAGUUUGUAGCUGGGAGCUAUAGAGCGAGAGGUCACUAAUCCCUAGGACCGCAUUAAUGUACCAAUGCGUACUAUCUACAAACAGUUAAAAUGAUGAUAAAAGCGAAAAUGAUAAUGACUCGUCUCCGUUAGGGAAAGCAAUAGCUUAUAGUGAAACCAGUUAUAACUUCCCCGCCAUGGAGUAUAUUGAAACAGAAAUACCACGAGGUGUUCUCUUUAUUAAACAAAUGUUCACGGUCUCAUCUUUUGAAACCUUAGAAUAUACGUUUCUCGAGUGAAUACCCGAUGCAAAGACAUCUCAUUUAUAUUCUUAUGAGGUUAUUAAGUGAAAACGUACUGCUUGCAAUGAGCAGACCUAACAAAUAACCUCUUGCUACGGAAAAGAUAAAACACUAUGGGUUCCAACUUAUACCUGGUUCUUUGAGAACCUUUUUUCAGGUCUAAAUCUAAACAUUCGCUAUUUUCCCUUAGUUUUGUCGCAAAAGAGAAUCGGCUUAACAAGUAUGGCGGGAGUGUAUGUUGUCUUGGGCGUUGGAUUGGUCUUGUCAUCCCUUGUGCUGAUCGCAGAAAUUGCCUGGAAAAGAAAAUUGAAGCUGAAGGCGAAAAAGGUAAAGGUCAGUUAG
Messenger RNA from Porites evermanni, 11022 nucleotides. Lineage: Eukaryota; Metazoa; Cnidaria; Anthozoa; Scleractinia; Poritidae. The record is from the annotation of a GenBank genome assembly.